This is a messenger RNA of Cucumis sativus (cucumber), 3028 nucleotides long. RefSeq names its product carbon catabolite repressor protein 4 homolog 6. Gene Ontology annotation, molecular function: 3'-5'-RNA exonuclease activity. Bases 76 to 2676 code for a protein of 866 amino acids. Lineage: Eukaryota; Viridiplantae; Streptophyta; Magnoliopsida; Cucurbitales; Cucurbitaceae. The record is from RefSeq and is a predicted model, not a curated record. The transcript is spliced from 15 exons.
CGCCUUUCCCGUUGAUCGUAAUGCUUAAAGUGAAAAAAAUCGUCACUGAGUCUUCACAUUCUCUCCCGCCAUUCAAUGAGGCGCGCUGCCACUCCUCCUCCCCCGCUCCAUCAACUGUCCGCCGCCGUUUCUACCGCCACGACCGCCACCAACACAUCCCCUGCCAUGUCUUCUCGACCUCCCUACCGCGGUGGCGGGUACGGACGCCACCGAGGCUACUCGUCGGAACGGCCAUACUCUGGCGGCAGAGGUCAAUUCGUCUCCGGUGAUUCUCAUUUUCAGUCUGUUCAGGAGUCCAACCUAGGGUUCCGGCAAGGAGAGAGAGGAGGCUAUGGGAACAAUGCUGGAUCUUAUACUGCACCUCGAAAUCCUAGACCUCCGUCUUUUGGUGGAAAUCAUCAAUUCCGACAGGCUCCGCCAUCCAGUCAGAGGCAUCAGUAUCGGGGACCUUAUCCUCAUACUCACUAUCAGCAGCCACCGUCGUUUAAUCAGAACCAAGGUGUUCGUAUGCCGCAGCAAUUUCGAACUCGGCCUCCAAAGCCGUUAGAUUUUCGCCAUUGGGAUUAUGCAAAGACACAACCUCCAUAUACUUGCGAGCGGUUUUCAAUUCUUUCAUACAACAUCUUAGCUGACUACCUUGCUAUGGAUCACAAGCAAAAGCUCUACCAUCAUAUUCCACAUUACAUGUUGGAUUGGGAGUGGAGAAAAAACCAUAUUUUAUUUGAGCUUGGAUUAUGGUCUACUGAUAUAAUGUGCUUUCAGGAGGUUGAUAGAUUCCAUGACUUAGAGGAAGCUCUGAAAGAUCGUGGGUUCAGUGGAAUUUGGAAGAUGCGUACUGGAAUUCCAGUUGAUGGCUGUGCAAUUUUCUGGCGUGUGUCAAGGUUCAAGCUUCUGCAAGAGGAGUUUAUUGAGUUCAAUAAGCUUGGACUACGGGACAAUGUUGCCCAGAUAUGUGUUCUGGAGCAGAGGACUCAAGAUAAUGGUGACAAUUCAGUUACUCAGCCGAUUAGCACAUCAAAUCCCAACAGAGUUGUAGUAUGUAAUAUACAUGUCCUGUAUAACCCUAGAAGAGGAGAAAUCAAGCUUGGCCAGGUCAGGGUUCUAUUGGAGAAGGCUCAUGCUAUUUCAAAAAUCUGGAACAAUGCUCCAAUCGUUCUCUGUGGGGAUUUUAAUUGUACACCAAAGAGUGCAUUGUACAACUUUAUUUCAGAACAGAAGCUAGAUUUGUCUGGAUUGGAUAGAGACAAGGUAUCGGGACAAUCUUCUGCUGAGAUUUUCCAACCUUCAUCACUCUAUCGUAAUCCUCGGUUCCAGAAUGCCAAUGGUUCAGUUCCCCUCCAGCAGAGGUCAGAAUCUAGUGAUUGUGAGACGAAGCCAGAUAGUUCUGUGUCUGACAUACAGAAGCAAGAUUGUUCACACAGCUGCAUGAAAAAUGAGAAUCUUGAAUCAGCGAAUAACAUUUUGUCUCCUGAUAGGUCUCACAUUGACAUUGAUGCGCUUGAUACUUCUUGUAACAAUCUCCAACUUGGAAUGAAGGGUACUACUCUACAUUCUGAAGGGCAAAAGGAAAGUCAGCAUAGUGCUUUGUUUGACCACAAAAAUGUAGGGGAAACAACUUUCUGUGAGAAGACAGAUAGCUUCAAUGAAUGUUCAGUCACAUGUGCUGAAGAUGAGUUUGCUGUUGGUCAUACCAGUAAAAGAAUUGGUGAACUAGUUUCUCCUCUAGGAACCGACCCUAAAGUACAUCUCAAUGAAACUGAGAAACGGCAGAUAGAAAAAGUUGGUCACUGUCGUUUAAACAAUACAUCUUCUACAGAUGGUUUCAAGGAUCACAAUUCUGCCAAGCAAAGCAAAGAUUCUGUCAAUACUAUUAUCUUAGAUGAUGUACAGCUUGAUUCUCGUACAGUUUUUUUGGAUCCAAAGAAUGUUUCUUCUACACCUUGCAAAAACUCCAUGGCUGACACUGCUAUAGACUCCUUUGACGUUGUAACUCUUGACCACUCAAUUGCUGAAGGUGAGAAGGAAAGCUCCUCUGCCAGGAAUAUUGAAGGUGGCCCAUCAUUGGGUUUGCCCAGGAUUGAACCUGUGGUGGAUGAGAGACCAGAGAUUUUAUCUUCAGAUGAGCAGGAUGUAGCCACAUUAAAUGGAAGCUUAACUGAGGAUGAUCGUACAUUUCUCUCAGCUCUGCAUGAUGUUGAAGAUCCUUUUUCAUUUGAGGUUCAGCAUUCUGGUAGUCAUCAAAGCUUGGUUGCACCACUUACUGGAUUUAAGAAUGAUUUGUUGCCAGGAUUGAAUACCAAGUCUCUUGAAGUCGAAAAUCUGAUUCAUGAUCGCUCAUUAUGGACUCCAAAGGAUAUAGAAACUGCUACUGGCAAUGCAGAUAGCACUCUAAUUGAACACUCUCUAAGACUUAGAAGCACAUAUACAGAAGCUGAGGAUCUUUCCGGGACCAGAGACUUGAAUGGGGAACCCCUGGCGACUAGUUACAAUAGGUGUUUUCUGGGCACUGUUGACUACAUAUGGCGUUCAGAAGGUCUUCAGACGGUUAAGGUGCUUGCCCCCAUAAGGAAACAAGUCAUGCAGCAGUUGACUCAGGGAUUUCCUACAAAGAAAUGGGGCAGCGAUCACAUUGCCUUAGCUACUGAAUUGGCAUUUGUAGGGAGUCGUGAAGAGUGAUAUUAUGGAUCCUAUGUGCAAAUGAUAAUAAGUAAAUAAAUAAUUUCCCUUAUAAUGGGAGGUCGUUUUAUUUGAGGAACCCAAUUUGUUCCAACAGCAUCAGUCUGCAGGUAUUGAUAAGUUGGAGGAGAUGACAGAGCAUAAGACAGUUGAGUUUUUAUUCCUAUAAUAAUUGUUAUUGUUUUAUUUAUAGAUGUAGCUUUUCAUCAUUGCUCAGUUUCAGGUUACUUUUUAGCUGAUGUUUUACUUCAUUAAUUAUUUGGCCUGGAUGAGCUAUGGAAGUUGCUGCGUUGCAGUUGAAUUUGUCUUUUUUAUAUUUAUAAAUUAGAUUGGAAUGGCCUCCCUUACUGAA